AUGUAAGGUUCACUGAAUCUCUUUGGAAGCAAGAUCAAGUAAAAAUCAAGGUAGUAUUAUGUCUCUGAGACAGAAAUUUCAGGAAGCCAUAUGUUACAUGUAAAAGAGAACGGUGCUAGAGGCUCAGACCUAUAAUCCCUGCCACUUGGGAUGGUGAUAUUGGUAGGAUAAUAUUUCAAGGCCAACCCAGACUGUCCAUUAUGGAUGGAGGAGAUGAUGGUAACCUUGUCAUCAAAAAGAGGUUUGUGUCCGAGGCAGAACUAGAUGAACGACGCAAAAAGAGGCAAGAAGAAUGGGAGAAAGUUCGAAAACCUGAAGAUCCAGAAGAAUGUCCGGAGGAGGUGUAUGACCCUCGGUCUCUAUAUGAACGGCUGCAGGAGCAGAAAGACAGGAAGCAGCAGGAGUAUGAGGAGCAGUUCAAAUUUAAGAACAUGGUAAGAGGCUUAGAUGAAGAUGAGACCAACUUCCUUGAUGAGGUUUCUCGGCAGCAGGAACUAAUAGAAAAGCAGCGAAGAGAAGAAGAACUCAAAGAACUGAAGGAAUACAGAAGUAAUCUCAACAAGGUGGGCAAUUCCACCGAAAAUAAGAAAGAGCUGGAGAAGAAACUGGCUGCGAAACCCAUAGAAACCAAGAACAAGUUCUCCCAGGCGAAGCUGUUGGCAGGAGCCGUGAAGCAUAAGAGCUCAGAGAGUGGAAACAGUGUGAAAAGACUGAAAUCAGACCCUGACCCAGAUGAGAAGAGCCAAGAGGCCUCGUCCUGUGUGUCUCUGGGAAGCACGUCCCUGAGCGGCCCCUCCAUCCACUGCCCCUCAGCUGCUGUCUGCAUCGGCAUCCUCCCAGGCCUGGGCGCCUACUCGGGGAGCAGCGACUCUGAGUCCAGCUCAGACAGCGAGGGAACCAUCAAUGCCACCGGCAAGAUCGUCUCCUCCAUCUUCCGAACCAACACCUUCCUGGAGGCGCCCUAGUUCCUGACCUUUCCACAGGAGGCUCCUCCCCAGCGGGUUCAGACUUUUCGCCACCCUCACAGAACUCCGCCUGCUUCCUGUGCACACCAUGGCACUUUGAACCUGACCUGAAAAUGUGCCAGAAUCCACUUAUGGCCUGAACUGUUUGGUUUUCUUUCCACUCCAGCACAGGUGACCAGACCUGUCCACUGCCUUUCCUCACUGAUGGUGAGGGUGGGGUGAGGCCCAGAGGAGGCUCCUGCCAGUUCCCUGGGGAGAGGCAUAGUUGGCUUGCAAAAGGGAGUCAUAGUCAUUGAGUUUUAUUGCUUUCUCAUUUUUUCCUUUCCUGUAGCAGCACAAGGAAGCAAGGGCAGUUACUGGACCUGUUUAAAUGUUCUGUUGUAGACACAUGCUGUUUGGCUCUGCUGUGUUUGGAGCAUGUGGGGAAGGAGGGCUGACAGGUAACAUGGUGGAAUGCCUCUCUGGAACUAAGCUGUCCUGAUGUGUGACUCAGUAAAGAUGAUCCCCACACCUGCAGGGCUGUCAGGCUACACCAACCUUCUCUGUAAAGCUUUUUCUCGUUCUCAGUCAUGCUCUUCUCUCUAACAACCUGAGUGUAGGAAGGGACUAGUAAUAAGAAGGUAGCCAUCUUCUCAGCUUUUCUCUACCUGACAAAUUAUCUUGUUUUUGUUCUUGAAAUAAAAGACUUGGUUUAAGAUUCUAAA
Molecule: messenger RNA, 1669 nt
Organism: Perognathus longimembris pacificus (Pacific pocket mouse)
Lineage: Eukaryota; Metazoa; Chordata; Mammalia; Rodentia; Heteromyidae
Gene: Psme3ip1
Product: proteasome activator subunit 3 interacting protein 1
Exons: 7
Coding region: 201-965 (254 amino acids)
Cellular component (GO): nucleus
Source: RefSeq, a predicted model, not a curated record